AUGGGUUAUGAUGAAGAUGUUAUGUUUAUUAGAGUUAUAAAAUCAAAUGGAACAAUUUCAAAUUUUAAAGUACCAGAAGUUUGUGUUGAUAUUAAAGAAAAGUAUGAAAUUUCUGAAAAUGAUGAAUAUCAAUGUGAAGUUUUAAUGCCAUCAAACCUAUUAUCUGAUAUAUGUAAUGAAUUAAAAUCAUAUAAGGAUUUAAAUUUGAAAAUUCAAGUUAAUAAAAAUAAUUUAUUAUUUAAAAUUGAUGACUCAAUAAUUAAUGCUGAUAUAGUUUUAGAAAAUAAGAAAACUAAAGAGUUUUAUUUAAUUUGUAAAAAGAAUUUUUCAAUUGAAUUUAAAAAUAAGUAUUUUUUAAAAAUUAACAAUAUUGUAAAGAAAAUCAAUAUUAAAGAAUGUUUUUUACAAAUGAAUGAAAAAUAUCCCUUAAUUAUAAUUUUUUCAAUUUGUUCAGUUAGUUCUUUUCAAUUUUAUUUAGCACCAAUAUUAGAAUGA
This is a messenger RNA of Dictyostelium discoideum AX4, 495 nucleotides long. Its product is annotated as proliferating cell nuclear antigen family protein. Bases 1 to 495 code for a protein of 164 amino acids. The transcript has 3 exons. Gene Ontology annotation, biological process: regulation of DNA replication. Gene Ontology annotation, molecular function: DNA polymerase processivity factor activity; DNA binding. NCBI's taxonomy places the organism in Eukaryota, Evosea, Eumycetozoa, Dictyosteliales, Dictyosteliaceae. The record is from RefSeq and is a predicted model, not a curated record.